CGCCCCCGCCCCCGCCCGGCCUGGCUGGGGUCGCGGCCGGCCGGCCCCUCGAGCCCCCGCCGCGCACCCGUUCGGGAGCGGGGAGAACGGCCCCCUGGCGCGUGCUCGGCGGCGUCCCCGAGGUGCUGCUGGCAGCGGCCGCUGUUGACAGGGACGCGAGCCUGGGCCGCCCCGCCGCCGGGGCUCUCCUCCGCCCCAGGGAAAUUCGUUUCCGGGGUCACGGUCUGCACACAGACCUGUGGCGCUCGCCAGCCGGGGAGAGCAUGCACGGCAGAAAGAGUUGAAAGUGACGAUUACAACAGAGCUGGCUCGUCUGGCGGGGGUCUAGAAACCAAAACAGUCUGAGUUUUCUCGUGCCUCUGAAGAGCGCCGCUUGCACUUGGUGGGACCCCGAACGCGAGUUUCCUAGGAGGUUGCUUUGUACCGAUUGAACGGAGGUCGGAGCUGGUAGUUACGGACUUUGAACAUGUCGGGGAUUGCCCUCAGCAGACUCGCCCAGGAGAGGAAAGCCUGGAGAAAGGACCACCCGUUUGGCUUUGUGGCUGUCCCGACAAAGAAUCCUGACGGCACGAUGAACCUCAUGAACUGGGAGUGUGCCAUUCCAGGGAAGAAAGGGACUCCCUGGGAAGGAGGCUUGUUUAAGCUACGGAUGCUUUUCAAAGACGAUUAUCCAUCCUCACCCCCAAAAUGUAAAUUUGAGCCACCACUGUUUCACCCGAACGUGUACCCUUCGGGAACAGUGUGCCUGUCCAUCCUCGAGGAGGACAAGGACUGGAGGCCAGCUAUCACGAUUAAGCAGAUCUUGUUAGGAAUACAGGAACUUCUAAAUGAACCAAAUAUCCAGGACCCAGCUCAAGCAGAGGCCUACACGAUUUACUGCCAAAACAGAGUGGAGUACGAGAAGAGGGUUCGAGCACAGGCCAAGAAGUUCGCACCUUCAUAAGUGGCGACCGUGCGGCAGCGUAAGAAGGAAGGGAUUGGUUUGGCAAGAACUUGUUUACAACAUUUUUGCAAAUCUAACGUUGCUCUGUACAGUUACUAGUCACCUGGGAGGGUGGGCGGGCGCCAUUUUCCAUUUCCGCCACUGGCACGCAGUCCUCGACUCGCUGAGCUGCCCGGUUUUUCAUACAGGGUCUCUUCCUUCAGUCUUUUGUAUUUUUGAUUGUUAUGUAAAACUUGCUUUUAUUUUAAUAUUGAUGUCAGUAUUUCAACUGCUGUAAAAUUAUAAACUUUUAUACUUCGAUGAGCCCCGAGGAGCUAGUUUCCUUUGCUCGCGGAUGCAGGCAUGCUUCCCACCGUGUAGCAGUACACAUAGCCUCCCGCCGGCCCCCCUCCCGCCUCGCUCCCCGCAGAACCCGGGUUGUGUUGCUUAUGAGCCUCAGAUCCAAAGGCAGCCGGCGUCUCGUUUCCGCAUCACUUCCUUUGUGUUUAUAUGGCGUUUUGUCUGUGUUGCUGUUUAGAGUAAAUAAACUGUUUAUAUAAA
Mirounga angustirostris (Northern elephant seal) is the source of this 1483-nucleotide messenger RNA. RefSeq names its product ubiquitin conjugating enzyme E2 I (gene UBE2I). Gene Ontology annotation, biological process: protein sumoylation. The record is from RefSeq and is a predicted model, not a curated record. Gene Ontology annotation, molecular function: SUMO conjugating enzyme activity. Lineage: Eukaryota; Metazoa; Chordata; Mammalia; Carnivora; Phocidae. The coding region runs from base 467 to 943 and encodes 158 amino acids. The transcript has 7 exons. Gene Ontology annotation, cellular component: nucleus.